UCUGCUGAUGAGCCCUGACCCUGCAGCUAUGGGAGAGGAGCCCCAGCCCUGAGAUUUUCAAGUGUUUCCAUUUGGUGAUCAACACAGAACACAGAAGAUUCACCAUGGAGUUUGGGCUGAGCUGUGUUUUCCUUGUUGCUAUUUUAAAAGGUGUCCAGUGUGAGGUGCAGCUGGUGGAGUCUGGGGGAGACUUGGCCCAGCCUGGGGGGUCCCUGAGACUCUCCUGUGCAGCCUCUGGAUUCACCUUCAGCAGCUAUGGCAUGAACUGGGUUCGCCAGGCUCCAGGGAAGGGGCUGGAGUGGGUGGCAGUUAUAUGGUAUGAUGGAAGUAAGAAAUACUAUGCAGACUCCGUGAAGGAUCGAUUCACCAUCUCCAGAGACAAUUCCAAGAACAUGCUAUACCUUCAAAUGAACAGCCUGAGAGCUGAGGACACGGCUGUGUAUUACUGUGUGAAAGACACAGUGAGGGGAAGUCAGCGUGAGCCCGGACACAAACCUCCUGCAGGAACUCUGGGGGAAUCAGCUGCAGGGGGUGCUCAGGACCCACUGAUCAGAGUCAACCCCAGAGGCAGGUGCAGAUGGAGGCUGAUUUCUUGUCAGGAUGAAGAUGUUAUUUCCCUGUGGUCCAGGCCUGAAUCCCUUUCCCUGGAGCUCAGGUUUGACAAGCUGCAGAUAGACACAUCACUUUCCUGUGACAUGUACAGUAUGACAAUUUUCGGGGAUGGCUGGAAACAUCCAAUAUCCUCAGGGCUUGGCAUCAUGGACAUCAGUGUUGAAGUCUGUUCUGUGUCCACCAGAGACUUCAGAUCCUCCAGUGACACCUUGUUUUGCUUUCCUGCUUGGCUUUGCCUCUCCACCUUGUUCUCUCCUCGAGAGAAUCAGUUUCAGCUCCUUCAGGUGGGUUAA
Messenger RNA from Sapajus apella (tufted capuchin), 905 nucleotides. RefSeq lists its product as uncharacterized. Gene Ontology annotation, molecular function: antigen binding; immunoglobulin receptor binding. The transcript has 5 exons. The coding region runs from base 105 to 905 and encodes 266 amino acids. Gene Ontology annotation, biological process: defense response to bacterium; B cell receptor signaling pathway; phagocytosis, recognition. Gene Ontology annotation, cellular component: blood microparticle; external side of plasma membrane; immunoglobulin complex, circulating. Lineage: Eukaryota; Metazoa; Chordata; Mammalia; Primates; Cebidae. The record is from RefSeq and is a predicted model, not a curated record.